Notolabrus celidotus (New Zealand spotty) is the source of this 1491-nucleotide messenger RNA. Its product is annotated as transmembrane protein 271-like. Bases 373 to 1263 code for a protein of 296 amino acids. Lineage: Eukaryota; Metazoa; Chordata; Actinopteri; Labriformes; Labridae. The transcript has a single exon. The record is from RefSeq and is a predicted model, not a curated record.
UAAAACGCCACACACUGUUUGUUUCAACGGUGUGCUGACUGCAGACCAGUCUUCCUCUUUAAGAGGAGGAAAGGGGGCAACAAACUUCAGGAUUGGAGCGUGUUUCCAGAGUCUGAUGGGGUUUUAUGGUCGUUGUUUAAAAUGGAAUUAUCGAUAAAAAGCGACAAAACAAGCAUGCUUCUCGCACAGGUGAUUUAUAUAUGCCUGUAAAGCUGUGAGAAUGCAAGGGAGACACUGCAGCGGCAAACAUUGCUUGUCCUGAACCAGAGGAGUCACCGGCAAAUGAUGCCCCAAUGUGAGAAAGCCUCUGGCAGAGACGAGGGAGGAUGAAGACUUGGGGAGAGGAAUCGAGUGCGGUAGAGGUGGAAUAUAAUGAAGUUGAGUGGUAAAGGACUGUGCACUGUCUUCUCCAGCACCAUCCUUUUCGUGUGCGCCCUGUGCGAAGUUGUCGUUGGAUUAAGGUGCAUCUCGUUGGGAUCUACGAUGAAAGCGCAUUUCCACCUCGGCGUCGCGGCUGGAGCUUUCUACUCUGGGCUACUUGUGGGAAUCGGGCAGGUGUUGUUGGUGUCUGCGCUGCUCUGUCGCAGGGAGAAUCCCGGCUGCAGGAAUUUCUUUCUCCUCGGUGUUGUCGUCUUCUUACUGGGAGUGCUCAGCGCCUUUUCUGGUGCGGUUGUAGACGGGGACACGGCUUCUUUGGUGGGGAGGAAAUACUCCCAUCACUGCUUCCACUUAGCUGUUGUGAACCCUGCCUGCGAACAGCUGAGGGAUUACCAGCGGACUCUGGUCAUCUCCACUGUUCUCAGCACCUUGGAGUGCGUCCUCGGGCUCAUCAACCUAGUGGUCAUCAAAAGGUACAAAAGGGCGCAGUAUUCAAGGAGCCGACAAUCUCAGAGGCAGCGCGCCGGUGCGAUCAUUCUCAGUGAGGAGCGAGACUGCUCCUCCGUGGAUUUCCAGCCUGUGUCUUACAUCAAUUUGGGUGUCUUUAAUGUGUUUGACGAGGUGGUUGCAGAGGUACAGUGUGGGGGACACCCGUCUAGCGAGCUGCCGGGAUACUCGCCCACGGACCCGGAACUCAAUCACUCCUUCCCUUACUCUUACCCGCUCCCCACUGAACUGCCGCCCGCAUAUGGGGACAUCUUCCCGCUGAGGCAUGCAACAAAUAGCCUCUCUGGAGCAGCAUCCAGCAGCACUUUCCCCCGCCUUGACAAUCAGUUACUUUUGCACUGUUCAUCUUCCCCAUCCCAAUCAAGAGCAAUAAGUUAGUAGAAGGACAGCAGUGAUUUUCAAAUAAUCCGACCCUUCCUCACACUGCUUUUUAUUACAUCUGCCAGGUAAUUCAUAGCACACAGCCAGUCAGACUGAUGUACAGGAGCAGAGCAAAUGGAUACAGGCCAAGACAGUGCAGAUAGAUAAAUAUAACAUUCAUAUAAGCAACAGCUUUCUAGUACACUACCUAUAACAAAGGCAGAGCUUGUGUUUUGAAUGUUUGCU